CAGCUCCGUCCGCAGCCUGACGCGGCACACUCGCUCUCCUCUCGCCGCAGACUGCGCUUCUGUCCCGGACACCCUCGCAGAUGGAGCCCGCUUGUGUCCUGGUGCUCCUCGGCGCCGCUCUGCUCCACUCCGCGCAGUGUGUUCCUGCUGGAAGAGGGCGUGGCCUGGACUAUGGGGGCGGAGUCAGGCGUGUGCGGAGAGACGUGCUGCCCUAUGAGGACCGCAUGGUGUCCAUUUCUGUGCCGGAGGAGGACUGGAGGGGGCGUGGCUUAGAGCAGGCCCUGCAGCGAUUGGUGGAGAGAGACCAGAGGCGGGAGCAGCAGGAGGAGCAGCAGCAGAGAGCAGCGUACAUGAACGCUGUGCUGCAGCUGGCGGACGCAGAGAGGGCGGGGCUUGUGAAUCCAGAGGUGCAGGUGGAACUGGACCAGGAUCAGGAGGAGGACCUGAACCCCUCGGAGAUCAAGAGCCUCCCGGACUAUGACGAGAGCAGCCCCAGGCUAACCAUGAGCCGGCCGCAAGCCCCCUGGUGGAGACUGGUGGAACCACAGCUGGCUGAGGCGCUGCUCCAGAGGUUGGAUCCGGACUUUUCUGAAGCUCUUUUGAACAAACUGCAGCAAACCCAGAGAUCAGGGCCAAGAGAGAGUGAACAAGAGACACUCAGGCGUCUGAUUGGUCAGAUCCUUUCAAGUCUGGGUCCGAGCGACGCUGUGAGGCCAUCAGGUCGCAGAAUGAGAAGGGAUCUUUCUGACUCCGCCCCCUCACCUGUAAGCCCCGCCCACAGGAGGAGCCGGCGUUCCCUGGAGGACACACCCCCCAGCGAUGACCCCCCGCUGCUCCGAGUGAAACGACUGGAGGAGGAGGAGCUUGAGCCCCGCCCAUCUCAGGGUCUACAGCGAAUCAAACGCAUCGACGUAGAGGAUCAUGGGAGUCGUAGGAGGAAGAGGAGAGCCAUAGUGAACUACGACCCCCAGAUUCUACUGAGGCAGGCUCUGGAGCUGAUGAGGGAGUAGGAGACAAAGAAGAAGGAAGGAGAGAGAGAGAGUGAGGAGGGAUGAGAUAAAGAUUGGACUGAGGUCAAAAGAAAUAUCUACAGAAUCAAUACAGAAUGUUUCAAAUGUCAAAUAAUUACACUAUUUUAAGUAAUUUAAAGUAACUGUAUGUAGCCCACGAUCUUACUGUUUUAAAAAGGUAUUACAAUUGCAACCUGUGAACCUUAAAGAUACUUAAAGAGACAAAGGAAUUUUGGACAUAAGGCCUCAUUUCCGAGUGAGCCAGAGUGUUGGAGACGUGUGGAGACACUUUUUAAAAUAUUCCAUCCAGUCCUUGUAUUUGCAGAGGUCACUGGUGCUAGACUAGUGCAUGUCAAUGGCCAUAGUUAUCCUGCCACUAAAAACAGUCUUACCCACUCCACAAAACACCUGAAGCAAAUUUAUUAUUACGCCAGACUGUUGAUAUAAAUGUCUGUGUUGUCACAUGUUGAGGGACUAUUUUCUCAUAUAUCAGUCCGCCGCUGCCGAGCUUUCUGUCAGGAAGUACAACUCGCUGCUGCUGCUCAGACAUAAUUUUUUCAAAUGCAAGGUUGGUUUUACUUCUAAAAUUAUUCUAUCAACACAGACAUUUACAUCGACAGUCUGGUGUAAUAACAGAUUUGCUUUGGGUGUUUUGUGGAGUGAGUAAGACUGUUUUUAGUGGCACCAGUGACCUCUGCAAAUACAAGGACUUGAUGGAAUAUUUAAAAAGUGUCUCCACACGUCUCCAACACUCUGGCUCACUAGGAAAUGAGAUCCUAUGUCCAAAAUUCUGAACUGUCCCUUUAACCUGCAGAUAGACGACUCAUGCAAGUUUCAUAUGAGCUCAGAACCUCUAGAAUUCACUCACUGAGCUGCAGCGACUGCACUAGCACUGUUUAAUAAAUUACUGCAGAUGCUGGAGUUUAGGUAGUGAAUGUUCAGAUCAAAGAGAGGCAUUUUAGAACUAAACAAAUGGAUUUCAGCACCGAAACUGGCAACCAAAAUGAGUAACUAGGAAUAAAUCCGCAUUUGAAUUGUUAUCAGUAAAAGCUAUUUUUGAUUUGAACAGAUUUGGAGACACAGAUGGGUCAGGUUUAUGAAAUAUAAAACCAAACUUUCACAUACAGUUCCUUGAAAAUAAAAUAUAUUGAAAAAGCUUGACAAACCAAACUACUCAAAUAAGAUUAUGUAGAUUUUUCUUUUAAAGGAGAGGACACAAUAAUAAGCAAGGAGGUAGGAGAUGAGGAGAGAGGAGUCAAGGAGGGAGAAGGAUGGUCUGUGUUUUUUGUUUUAGGUUAAUUUUUGUUGCUGCUUUUGGUGAAACUGCAUAAAAUCAGAGGUGGAGCUGAAGAGAGCAGAGUCAGACCCGUCUUUACUAACUGAUCACGUUUUAUUAUUUGUCCCAGUUUUCAAUUAAGAAUGUUUAAUGUUUAGAUAAAUUAGUACAAUAAAAAUGAAUAGAACACUGACUAAUACAUCUUAAACUUAAAGAUGCACUAUGUAACUUCUUGGUUGGGUCACCGUCACCUGCUUGUUCAUGUUUCUAUCAUUGCUUUGCCUGGAAUGUUCCACAGUAUGACAUUAAAUAGCUCUACCUUACAUUAAUUCAGUUACAAGUCAUUUUAUGGAUCAAAAAGACCUACAAAAACGGGGAUUCUGACUGUGAGCGGGGUCGCCUCUCCACAGAUCUGACCUGUAACUUGGUCUGGUUUAGUCCAGGAAGAUAGAAACGUUUAAAGCCAUACUGAGAAACAUUCCAGACAAAGCAAUAACAUCUCUAUAGAGAAAAGAACUGGACGGAUCCUCCACUAGAAAAGUUACAUAAUACAUCUUUAAUAAGAAAAGUCAUGGAUACGCUCCAGGCGCCUUCUCAGAAUUUAAGAAAAGCAUUAGACCUCAUUCAUGAAACGCUUUUGGCAUUACAAAACAUUUUCUUAUCUGAAAAUGUUCUACUAGAAGAACAAAUCCUACUAAUUCUAACAGUCAGGAGCACUCAUAAGAACAAAAACAUUUACCGUUUUAGAAUAUUAUUACUUUAUGCAACAAAAAAAAUUCUAAUUCCUCGUUUCUAACCAAAUACAUAUUAAUUUUCUCUGUAAAUGAGAUGUUAAUGAGUGUGGAGGUGUUCGUAGCUCUGGGUGUUGGGGAAUUCGGGAGCUUAAAAACACUGCAUCUUCUUAAAGUGGAAGUGACAAACAUUUUUUAAGAAAAGAUUCAUGAAUGUGGCCCAUUAUGAUUAAAGUUCCCGAUACAAUUUUCUGAAGUAGUACUGUUAUUGUGUGUAGAGAUUACUGUAUACGGCGGUAGGGCAUCUGGUUGAAUAUGGUCCAUAAGCUCCUGAGAGUCAGUGCAGUCGAUACAGUAUUAUCUAUAAACAGUAAGUCUACUUCUAUCAAUCAAAACUGGGACUAAACUAAACUUUCAGAUGACAAAAAAUAAAUAGAUAACUGAAUUAAAGGUGCAUUAUGUAACUUUUCCAGUGGAGGGUCCGUCAAAUUAUUUUCUCCAUGGAGAUGUUAUUGCUUUGUCUUAAUAAUCUUUCACAGUAUUAAACCUUUCUAUCUUCAUGGAGACUAAACCAGACCAAGUUACAGGUCAGAUCUGUGAAGAGGCGACUCCGCUCACAGUCAGAUGCCUGUUUUUCUAGGUAUUUUUGAGCUUUAAAACCACUUGCAAUUUAAUAAAUGUGAAGUAGAGCUGUUUAAUGUCAUACUGUGGAACAUUCCAGGUAGAGGAAUGACAUCUCCAUAGAAACAAGCAGGUGACGGACCCCCAACUAAAAAGUUACAUAGUGCAGCUUUAAUUCAUGCAGAUUUAUAAUGUUUAUAAUUAAAUAACUGAAACUAUGAAAAACCAAAGAUACAAGUAUGAGAGCAGCUGACCUCUGACCCGCUUCUCUCGCUUCCACCUCUGAACCUUUAAAGCUUUAACACAGAAAAAAAAGCCAGUUUCCUGUUUCCAUACAUGGAUCUAUAGGGGCCCCUCUCUGUGCUGUGAUUGGUCCGUUCAUGUUGUGUUCAUGUGUCGCUGUUUCUCACGUCUCAUUGAGAUUAAAUAAAUGUGAAAUGUGAAUUCAUUUAAUUCAAUAAAGUCAGUACAACACCUCUA
This is a messenger RNA of Boleophthalmus pectinirostris (great blue-spotted mudskipper), 4118 nucleotides long. RefSeq names its product proprotein convertase subtilisin/kexin type 1 inhibitor, like (gene pcsk1nl). Lineage: Eukaryota; Metazoa; Chordata; Actinopteri; Gobiiformes; Gobiidae. Gene Ontology annotation, molecular function: endopeptidase inhibitor activity. Gene Ontology annotation, biological process: negative regulation of endopeptidase activity. The coding region runs from base 81 to 1010 and encodes 309 amino acids. The record is from RefSeq and is a predicted model, not a curated record. The transcript has 5 exons.